UGUACCCAUAGGCUUAUAUCACUAACACGCUACCAAAAACCAAGUACUUCUACGAUUCCACUUAAGAAAAACCUAAUUCCGCAAAGCCAUCUUCACUUUUUAUUAUCAAAUAAAACACCCAUCUUCGUAUUGCUUUCAACAUGAGAAAUAUCAAAACUUUCAACAUGUUUUUCUUCUUAGUUUUCUUAGUCUUCAUCGUCCUCCCUAAUCCUUCUAUGAUGGCCCAAGAACCAAAAUUCCCAAAUAGUAUUUUUCUCUUAGCCGGCCAAUCCAACAUGGCUGGACGUGGAGUCAUCAUGCCUGGUCAAGCCACUCCUAGUAGUCCUAACAUUCUUCAACUCGGCUUAAACCACACUUGGUUCGAAGCCCAUGAGCCUCUGCACAAGGAAAUUGAUGAAGGAAAACGCUGUGGGAUUGGACCUGGAAUGUCUUUUGCCAAAACGGUUCUAGCCAUGGAACCCAACAUGGGUGUGAUUGGUCUGGUGCCUUGUGCCAGAGGAGGGACUGGACUAAAGCAAUGGGCUCGUGGGUCUAAGCUUUAUGAUAACUUGGUACAAAGGGCCUAUGCAUCCACAAAGUUUGGUGGGAAAAUUAAAGGCCUCCUUUGGUUUCAAGGGGAAACAGAUACAAGUAGUACAGAAGAUGCCCUUCUAUACGAGACAAGAUUGCCCAAGUUUUUCAAUGACCUUCGAGAUGACUUGCAUCUUCCUGAUCUGCCAAUAGUCCAGGUCGCACUUGCAUCAGGGUAUCACUCCGAUCUUAUAACAACUGUAAGACAGGCCCAACUUUUUUUAUGUCUAAAAAAUGUUAGGACUGUUGAUGCUUGGGGCCUUCCCCUUGGGCUGGAUGGACUCCAUUUGAAUACUGAUGGUGCAGUUCGCUUGGGCCAGAUGUUAGCCCAUACCUUUCUUUCUUUCAAACCAAAACAUAAAUGGGUUGGCGGUAGAAAGUUUGGAUACCAAAUUUCUUAUUCGACGACAAAAUACUUUAUUAAUAAGAACUCAUAA
Messenger RNA from Quercus lobata, 1007 nucleotides. RefSeq names its product probable carbohydrate esterase At4g34215. The record is from RefSeq and is a predicted model, not a curated record. Bases 141 to 1007 code for a protein of 288 amino acids. Lineage: Eukaryota; Viridiplantae; Streptophyta; Magnoliopsida; Fagales; Fagaceae. The transcript has 2 exons.